Messenger RNA from Acipenser ruthenus (sterlet), 6142 nucleotides. RefSeq lists its product as uncharacterized. The coding region runs from base 214 to 4149 and encodes 1311 amino acids. The transcript is spliced from 9 exons. The record is from RefSeq and is a predicted model, not a curated record. NCBI's taxonomy places the organism in Eukaryota, Metazoa, Chordata, Actinopteri, Acipenseriformes, Acipenseridae.
ACGCGUCAGAUCCAAGGGGUACAGAAACCCGCGCAGCACCGGAAGUACUCAUAUUCUGGUGCUCGCCUCACACUGUUCAGGUUUAUGAAGUGAAAAAAAAACCUUCCGUCGUUAUGAACAGAAGAACAACAAAAUAACAUUAUAUGGCUCAAAUAAAGGAUUUCGACUGGAGCUGAUCUCCGGCGGCACACUGUUGAUUUUGUUCCAGAGACCAUGGGCAGUGGCCGGGCCUCCCCACUUGGGGGCGAUGUGGAUCUGUGCGGACUGGACAAUCAGAUAGAGGGCAUUCUGGAAAUGUGGAAGAUAGGAGAUGACAGCCCCGGUCUAAAGGAGCCUUGGAGUCACCCAGGUGGAAGUUCAGAUGUUGGUCGUGUUACAGACGGAGAGAUCCUAGAACGGAAUGGGGACUGGACAAUGACCAUCUCCUCAGAAAGGCAGCUACUCACUGAGAGGCGAGUGCCGGGGAUCCCAGCUCACAGAGAUCCCUUUACUUCGUGCCUCACCCGCCACUUCUGUAUCCUGCAGGACAGAGAUCUAAAGAGAAACCGAAGCCUGACAGCACUGGAGGGAAUGAUUGAGCGACAGAUUCGAGAGGAGAGGAAACAAAGGAGAGUGGAGGAGCUUCACAGUUUUGGGAAUGCUGUCGGCAGCGCAUCCCAGAGUGUGACCGUGCUGCCGGGAACGCUGGAGUGUCAGAGAGCUGGAGAACGAGCGGUCAGAGAGGAGGAGCUGCAGCAAUGGCAGGGGGAUAGCGUCGUCUUCUCAGAUUGCUCUGCUCACUUUGAAUUGUCUGAGAGCGAGGGAGAGGGACAGCUGGCCAAAGGGGAGUGCUUUGAGAACGUUUCUGAAAGUGGGAUGGGGCCAGUGAGUGUAAAUCACAUGGAAGGAUUGAACUACCUGAAGCCACAGCCUGUGGGAGAGAGCGGGGAUUUACUUCCCUCUGGAUCCUUUAGUCUCCUGAAGCUGGAGGAGAUGCUGAUCCAGCAAAAGCCAGCGCCGCAGUUGUGUGUUGUCACAAACAACAGAGCUGCCAGGGAAUGUACUGGGAGGUGGGCUCCGAAACUGGAAGAUGAUGGUGCCAGGUGUAAUGAAAAUUCUGUGAAGACUCCUGGAAUUCGAAAUAAUGUUGCAUCUGAGAAAGACCAUAUCUCGAGUGUCAAAGCUGAAGAAACAUAUUUGGCUCCUCUUCAAGAGAUUGUCAUACCUGAAGACGAUAUCAGAAGAGAGAAAGUUUAUCCUCUAGCAUCUCUGAAGAAUAAUCCCAGAGAUGUGAAAAGCCCAGAAAAAGAUACAUUACCUGAGAAUGAAGUACAAAUUGUUAAAGUUUCACCUGAAGAGGAUUUUAAAGUUUUUAGACUGGCCGAUGAUGUCAUCUCUACUCCUGAAGACGAUGUCAUCUCUACUCCUGAAGAUGAUGUCAUAGUUGUGGGAGUUCUUAAUAAAGGUCUCUCAACUCAGAAUGAUGACCUGACAAGUGCCAAAGAUCAAAAUGGCAGCACUGCAUUUUCUGAAGAUACGAUAGUUUUAAAAGUUCAGAAAGAUCUCACAAGUGUGAAACCUACAAAUGACCUCCAGCAUGUUGUGACUGACAGCCCUCAAUCUUCUUGUGUCUUGCCAAAGACUGAUGACACGACUGCUACUGAUCCAGCAGAUGGCAGCAGUUCACUUCCAGGUGGUUUUACAGUUUCACAGGAAAGUAAUGACACUUGUGUAAGAGUCUCAGAAUAUACAACUGGGUUGCAGGAAGAUGAAGUCACCGGUAUUUCAAUUCCAAGUGAUCAUAUCUCAUCACAGAAAGAUCCGACACCUUUAAAACCUUCUGACCACGACUGCGUAGCUUCUGAAGACGUCAUAUUUGUCUGUGACGUCAACUUAAAGACUGAUGCUGCUGGUUCCAAACAUAAAGGUUCUGGUUUUGUUUCAAAGAGAGAUGAUGUCGUGGUGGUUCUAAGCAAAGGUACGGUGUCUGAAAACGAUGGUGUCCCUUGUGUUCUAAAUGACCCCACCACAUCGCAAGCAGAUAAACCCACAACUGCCGGUAUGCUGGAAAAGGGUAUUGCGUCACAAAAUAACAAUUUGCUAAGUGGCAGCAUUACAAAUAAGAGUUCACAGAAAGCUGAUGCAAGUGCCAACAGUUUCAAAAAUGACGUUGUUUUUUCUAAAGAUGACAUGACUGUUAACAUCUGCAGUGCCAGGACUCAGAAAGAUCUAUCAACAGCUGGUAAGCUUGAGAGUGAAGUCCUUAAUCAGACCAUUCCAGAAAACGUGUCUACUCCUGAUUUCACAGCUGUCGGAGAUAGCAGCAGGUCACAAGGAGGUGAUGCUGAAGUUCUCGCAUUGCAGCCCAUGCUGGAAAAGGACGCUGUCUCCCUGAAGAGUUCCAGAGCUCCGGGUCAUGUUCUGCUGCACAAAGUGGAUGUGUUGUGUGCUAAUGCUCAAGAAAAUGCCACCUUCCAAAAUGAUUUCCCAAACAUUACAAUCCAAAAAGACGUAUCAAAGAAAAGUGCCAGAGUUUCAGAAAAUGCCAUUACAAAUCUUACAAAUUAUGUCCACAGUUUCAAAGUUCUAAACGACAGAGCCAUGUCAAAGCCUGAUGGCACCCAUGGUGCCCGAGUUUUCAGAAGUCAUGUCACAGGUGUGUCAAUCCCAAAGGCCUGUAGGACGGAUCUGAGGGCUGCCGCUGUUGAAAGACAGAGUCCAGGGGAUGGCAGCAGCCAGGGUAAAAGAUGCCCAGGAGCAGGAGUUGAGGGGAUCAGCAGGAAAUGGACUUCGGUGGAUGCCAACCAAAAGAGGGCAAGGGUGGCAUCAGACUGGAGCAAUACAUUGGGAGAAGAGAAGUUUAUGCCCAAGGUCAGUUUUCACCCCACCACCCCUCCUCCAGGUCGACCCUCUAGUCAAGACCCCCAGAAGCGCUCGUUUGAGGACAGCGUUACCAAUACAGGGGUCCCAUCAGCUAAGAAACUGUGCACUGUGGAGAGCAUCCUGGAAGUAGGAAGAGAUGAAACUCUCAAAUAUUCUAGCAAGCCAUCUCGGGGUGUGGUGGCUUCAGCUAGGCAGCUGCAGAAUGCACAAGAGGCAACAAAAGAUGGGACGAGCACACAAACAUACAGAGCUGGAGACCACAGUAAUGGGAGUAGAACUGUAAGAGACGGGUUUGCAAUGCUGGGGCACUCUGCCAGUGUGUUGAAAUUCACUAAAGAACAGAGAGAGAUUUCUGAAUCGCUCAACUUCAGAAGUCAGGGAAUGAAAAGAGAUUGGAUGAGCAUUCCAAAACAGGAAUCAACUGGAGAGCUGAGAACGGUGUCUCAUCAUCGUAAAGACCAGUCCAGAGCAACAAGAGAAAGGCUCAGGGUACCUUGGGAUGACGUGGCAGUGAUGGGGAAUGUCUCCAGCAUGGUGUUAACUGAGAAGUCUAGAGCUUUAGAUCCUGCUGCUUCUAGAGCGCUUGUUGAUAGAACAGCAGAAAGUCUGAGGAACGCACACAAAUAUGUGACUCCGCUGAAAAGAGAGCCACAGCAGACCAGCAGGGAGUCCAGAGAAAGGCAGUGUUUGGGGAGAGGCAGUGUGCCAGUAGAGGAGGAGUUGAGCCCCUCUGCCCCACUGCUGGGUCCCAGCAGUCUGGAGCAACUGAACAGGAUGUUAACCAGGGCGGGCUGGGAUGUGCCAGGCUCUGGGGAUAGGGCUUUGCAGAAAGCAGAAUCUUCAUCAGUUAGUUACAGGGCCUCGAUGCAUGAUUGUGAGGCGAGACUCCCUGGGGACAGAACCCCAGAACAAAUAGAGUCUCUGUUCUUGGGGAGCAGGUCCCCUCACCAAGCAGAACAUCUAUUUUCUGGAGGCCAGGCCUCUGAAGAUAGGACCCAAAGGCAGGUGGAAUCAGAGCUGUUUGGGGACAGCGCCCCAGGGAGCAGGCUCUUAUUACAGGGAGCUCACAGCUCCAUGGGAAGGGCUCGACAGCAGCCCAUGAGACUCCACCUCUCAUCUGGGUCAGGACUCCGGAUCAGAGUGGCUCAGGGGGCUGAGCUGGAGAUGGUUAUGCCAGACGGGGCAGAGCUUACCAUUGAUUUUCCUGCGGCACAGGGCAGUGCUACAAAUGAAACUGGCAGGGCCUACAAAGAAGAUGCUGAGGAAGGGCCAAGAUGGGUAAACUGAUAGCAGAGAGUACUGUUAACUGGGGGCAAGAGCUUUGUACCUCUGAGAGGGGAGGGGUGUUCUUCAAGCACAACACCAGUACAAAAUCACCUUGUGUUUGUGUUUUUUAUGCUGUGUUUUUUCUAUGAGGAUAACAUUUUGCAAGAAACACUUCUGCAUCGGAUAUUUUCAUCACACUUAAAAGCAGCUACCUCCUUAGACAUGUAUGUACUCAUUCGUAACCCUAUUGGGCAGUACACAUUUUACAUGGUAUUUCCAGAGUGUAUUGUUCUGUCUUGCAUGUUUUAUAAUCUUGAUAUGUAUAAUCUUGAUAUGAUGUACAAUCUGGAGUGAAGCAAAGUGAUGCCAGGAAAGCUUGAAGGGGAAAGCAGUCUCAAACUUCUGCUGCACUCAUCAGUGCUGACAUCACAGAGAGAAAGUUGUGCUAUUCUAUAAGAUGGGGUCACAGGAAAAGAAGGUAACAUAUUUUUUUAGCCAGAGCAAUACAUAAUGAAUGAUGGGUAUAACGUUUCCAGAGGAGAACUGUAAGGUACACAAGUUUACUGCAAAAAAAUGGUUACUGAUCAACAAUGAUGAACAAUGAUGAAGGCUAAUAUUUAAUUAAAUUAAGAGGAAUUCAAAAUAAAGACCAACAGAUUUGUAAGAGUAUGCUACAUGUCUACUUUGACAACCACACAAUUAUAUUCCCAUAUCUGAAGUCAGAAAUCUGGGUGUAAUCCUUGAAUCAGACUUGUUUCAUGAUACAGGAUUGCACCUAGCCAUCUUCAUAAAGGUAUUGACUCCAGGCGUUGCUGUGACAGCGUGGUCACAGUACUGACAGUACAUUGUUAAAAUGUUUUGCCUGCGUUGACUCCAGUCGUUGCUGUGACAGCGCGGUCACAGUACUGACUCUACAUUGUAAAAACGUUUUGCCUGCGUUGACUCCAGUCGUUGCUGUGACAGCGCGGUCACAGUACUGACACUACAUUGUAAAAACGUUUUGCCUGCGUUGACUCCAGUCGUUGCUGUGACAGCGCGGUCACAGUACUGACUCUACAUUGUAAAAACGUUUUGCCUGCGUUGACUCCAGUCGUUGCUGUGACAGCGCGGUCACAGUACUGACACUACAUUGUAAAAACGUUUUGCCUGCGUUGACUCCAGUCGUUGCUGUGACAGCGCGGUCACAGUACUGACACUACAUUGUAAAAACGUUUUGCCUGCGUUGACUCCAGUCGUUGCUGUGACAGCGCGGUCACAGUACUGACACUACAUUGUAAAAACGUUUUGCCUGCGUUGACUCCAGUCGUUGCUGUGACAGCGCGGUCACAGUACUGACACUACAUUGUAAAAAUGUUUUGCCUGCGUUGACUCCAGUCGUUGCUGUGACAGCGCGGUCACAGUACUGACACUACAUUGUAAAAAUGUUUUGCCUGCGUUGACUCCAGUCGUUGCUGUGACAGCGUGGUCACAGUACUGACUCUACAUUGUAAAAACGUUUUGCCUGCGUUGACUCCAGUCGUUGCUGUGACAGCGCGGUCACAGUACUGACUCUACAUUGUAAAAACGUUUUGCCUGCGUUGACUCCAGUCGUUGCUGUGACAGCGCGGUCACAGUACUGACUCUACAUUGUAAAAACGUUUUGCCUGCGUUGACUCCAGUCGUUGCUGUGACAGCGCGGUCACAGUACUGACUCUACAUUGUAUUUCCCUUUCAGGUACCUGGUUCAACAGCCAGUAUUAGUAGGCUACUAGCCGUUUCCUCUUUCUGUGUGAAACAGCACAACAUGGUGGUUGCUACAGGGUAUCAAACAAAUCAGCAACUACAUUGCAAAAAGCAUACUUCAAACAUAUGGUCGUAUCAGAUAACAAUAAAUACAAUGUAUAUGUACUGGUUUUAGCUUUUUAAUAUUUUCAUAUUUACUUGUUUUUACUGCUGUUUUCUUGUUAUCUGUGUUAAGUGCUUUGAGACCCUUUGAUGAAAGGUGCUAUAUAAAUAAAUAUUGUAUAGAAACAAG